AUGUCGAACAACAAUUCUGACGAUGAGAACGGGAGUCCAGAAGCAGCAAUCUUGUCUUCCUCUCCUCCGAGAAACACGAUUGAGUUGAAAUCUAUGAGAAACAGUACAGCGACGACGAAUAGUCUGCAGCAACAACCCGAACAACAGCCUCCUAAAGCCUCUCCGACGCAACAACAACUAUUCAUUGGUCAUCAACAUCAUCACGGACAAAGACAACGAUCUCUAUCUUCCUCUCUCCAUCAUCAACACCAUCAUCACCACCACCACCAUGCACCGAUUCGGAGCCAUGCCAAUAUCCAUUCAAGACCGAAUGUACAUUCAUCGAGUGGUGGAGGUGGCUCGAGAAGCCUCUCAAGAAGUUCUUCUCCGACCAAUGGGCUUGUCGGCACAAAGAAGGAAUCGUCUGUUUCAAAUUCCUCUUCUUCUUCUUCACCUGCCAUGAAUAAUGAUUCACCUCGAAUUAUUCAAUCAUUGUAUCUGCAUCAGUUGCAUCAUAAUGAUGUCGGAGCGAGUAUUAUAAUCGGAAAUCAUAUAGUGACACCUUCAGCACCCAAUGUUGGAGGAGCAGAGGAGGAAGAGGAAACCAUCAUGAUGGAAGAUGUCGAAAGACAACAUCAAGCCGGAAUUAGAGAAGAAGACUCUCGAAUUCAUCAAAAUAGUUCUCGAACUCAUCAUUAUCAUCAUGGAGCUCGCCAAACACAUCGUCACUCUUCGCGGCAUCAUCACUAUUCUCACAAGCACCGAAAACAUUAUUUACAUCCUCGGCAUUACAGUAAAAAAGGUGGUGUGAAGAAUGGACAUGCAAAAGUGAGUUCAUUGGCCUUAUCAGUCAUGUCCAACACAGACUAUGCAGAAAGUAGAAAUUUUCGAUUCAUUGACGAUGGUUCUAAUGGAUUGGAGAAUGACAAGCGACAACAUUUUGGAUCUGUUGUCAGCUUUUUAUUUGCUGCGAUUGGAUCAAGUGUUGGCUUGGGAGACUUGGUUCGAUUUCCAUAUCUUGUUUACACUUUUGGAGGUGGAGGUUUUUUGAUACCUUAUUGUCUUUGCCUAGUGAUUUUGGGAAUUCCCUUAACCUUACUUGAAUUUUCUUUGGGAACCAUGGCACGUAGAUCCUCAAUUUUGUCUGUCUCUAAAUGGAACAGAAGAGCAUGUGGUGUGGGACUUGCAAUGUCAAUAUUUGGAAGUCUUCUUAUUCUAAGUUAUUACAACGUUAUUCUCAGUUGGGUGUGUGUUUAUUUUGUAAAUCUGUUUCAAGAAAGCCUGCCCUGGAUUGGAGCGGCAGAAGAGUUUUUCAAUUCCAAAGUGUUACUCAAAUCAGCAGGUCCUACCACCCUCUUUAGCAACUAUUCUUCAAAUUUCUUCAACGUCAAUUUUAUUUCCAUUCCAAUAUUACUGAGCUUGAUCGUCAUUUCUGUCAUCAACUUUUUUGCAUUAUUUAAGGGCGUGAGCAGUAUCAAAUUUGUUGUUUAUAUUACUGUUCCACUGCCAAUUUGCUUACUAUUCAUUUAUCUCAUGAGAACGUUACUUUUUGAGGUUGGAAGUAGCACUGGACUCUAUUACUUUUUCAAACCGGAUUUCAAUGUACUGCUUAAAACAGAGAUUUGGCUUGCAGCAGCUGGGCAAGUGUUCUUCAGCAUUGGAGUUGGCAAUGGAACCAAUCUUACAUUGUCUUCCUACCUUAGCAGAAAAUCAAAUAUUAUCAUGGCAUCGAUUGUUGUGGUUGUUGCCAACUGUUUGAUUGCCUUCAUUAGUGGUUUUACCAUUUUCAGCAUUUUGGGAGUGAUGGCUCACGAGAAAUUUGGUGCCAAUGCGAGUGCCGACUUUGACAAGCUAUUUACAAAUGAUGUCUUAUCUGGAUUGGGACUUGCUUUUAUUGUGUAUUUCCAAGCAGUCAGCUACUUACCAGUUCCACAUUUUUCUGCUCUCCUACUGAUUAUUACCAUCUUUUCAGUUGGUAUUGAUAGUGCGUUUGCAUGUGUCGAAACUGUAGUUAGUGCAGUAAUGGAUCAUUUCUCAAUGAAGUGGAAUUUGAAAAUUAAUCGAUGGAAAUACGUUCGAAAAGUGUACAUGGAAAAUUUCCACGGAGCCGACGCUGCUGUGGAGCAGUCUCAAAAGGAACAACAGAACAUGGGAAGUGAUAUCAUUUCUCAAUCUCCAACAGAGCAAAUUACUGAGUUUCCUACGUUUGAUACAGCCGAUAAUCAUGAUCUGUUACAUGAAGAAAACGUUCCAGAAAUGCCCUUCUCCUACAAGCUUUUAACCAAUAGAAAUGUAGUUGUUUUUUUGGUGUGUCUAUUGGGAUUCAUACUUGGAAUUCCAUUCACAUUAAGCAAUGGAUACUAUUUAAUUCGAAUUGUGGAUCACUACGUUUCUAAUUAUUGCCUUGUCAUGAUGGGUAUUGCAGAAUGUAUUGUCGUGGGCUAUUUUGCUUAUGGUUCAAAAUACUUCGAAAAUAAGGCAAGCGCUCUAGAAGAACCUACUGUCAUUUCCAAAUUACAGGAAAUCAUUUCUUCCACGAAUGAGACACAUGAUAUUUCAGAGAAAUGGGAAAAAGAGCUCAAUCGAAUGAUUGACCCCAACGAUGAAGAAGCAAUUGUGUCACAAGUUCUCGAAAACCACUCCUCAUGGAGAGCCAAGAUUAUUUCCAAAUGCAAAGUCAUGCUGUCACACUUUGUGGUAUUUUUCAAGUACCUCAUUCAAUUCCCUAAUUUUUUGAAAGCAUUCAACAAAUUCAGACAAUCUCCUGCUGAGUAUUGGAAAUGCUUCUUUUUCUUCUCUAUUGAGCGUUUCAAAAAUCACAUUGUUGCUAAAAAGAAGAAAAUUAUUGAAAAAUAUCCACAAGAAGAGCCCACAGAAGAAGAAUCUGGAUGCCUUAGUGACAACUCAAUUGUUUAUCGAUGUAUGGACCAGUGUACUCAAUUCUUUUUAUGGGUGUGGUGCUUUUUAAUCAAGUACGUGGCACCUAUCAUGCUCUCCAUCAUGCUUAUUUCCACAAUGAUUACUGAGACUGUUUUUCGAUUUCCAUUUUCAUUCAGUUCAGAUUCAAAAUCGAGUAAUGAUGAAGAAGUGGUUUUCAGUCUUGCUUUGGGAUGGUCUCUGGUUAUUGCAUGUCUUCUCUGUAUGAUUUGGUUUGCUGUGUUUCCUUUUGUUGAGAGAGACUCUGAAGUGUUUGGAAAGCGAAAAGUCAUUAGUUGA
Molecule: messenger RNA, 3195 nt
Organism: Naegleria fowleri
Lineage: Eukaryota; Heterolobosea; Eutetramitea; Acrasida; Naegleriidae
Exons: 7
Coding region: 1-3195 (1064 amino acids)
Biological process (GO): sodium ion transmembrane transport
Cellular component (GO): membrane
Source: RefSeq, a predicted model, not a curated record